This is a messenger RNA of Sparassis crispa, 555 nucleotides long. RefSeq lists its product as hypothetical. Bases 1 to 555 code for a protein of 184 amino acids. NCBI's taxonomy places the organism in Eukaryota, Fungi, Basidiomycota, Agaricomycetes, Polyporales, Sparassidaceae. The record is from RefSeq and is a predicted model, not a curated record. The transcript has 5 exons.
AUGGCUAUCAUUAAUCCCACACAACUUGUUGACGAAUUCAAGAAGUCUGGUGAAUUCGACCGGCUCCGACGAGAGUUGUUGUCUCAGUUUCGUAAUGGCGAAGGGAUCGCGUCUUUCAUGGCACGAGUAGAGGAUAUCACCAGGCAGAAGCUAGCAUCAGACCAGAAGCUUCAGUACAUGCCUGAUGCGGCAGCAUCCAGGGAGCUCAUGCAAGAGUUGGACAGGUACCCCAUAGUGGAACGUGCAGUGGCAGACGUGGCCAUGCUCUCCGACCCUGUAUUUGCAACCGGAAUACGUGACUCUGUGAAGAAGAUUCUAUCUGAAGAUAGGAAAGUCACUUCCGAGAUCGCCCCGCAGACAGAUGCCAAUGCACCCGACGUUUUUCGGAAGGUGGGGUGCCAAACUUCGAACCAGUCACCACCUAUACCGGCCGUUGAGGGAGAGAGCCGGCGUGAGGGCAUGGAUGCCGUUCGUGCAGUUGGAGGUACUGCUGAACAUGCACCACCUGCUCAUGAGCAGGAAGAAAUGGACGCGAAUGCAGCCCUUCCUCCAUGA